ACCAAACCAUGCCGCGACCAGACAUCACGAACCCAGACUACAUAAAGUUCUUCGUAGAGACCUGUGAAAAGACAGCAAGGCUCCGGCAGAAAUGGAAUACGAUACACCAGAAGCAACUCCAGCAAGCCGCAGUUCUUACCAGACCUGACAAGAACCUUACUGACAUCGACGUUAUUAAGCAUAAUAUGAUUGGCGGAUUAGCUGCUACCACACGCGACUUCGUAUCGUCAGGAUAUAAUCGAUACCGCACACCAAUCCGCGACGCCAAAACCGUCCCCGGGAUAGAAUCUUUGAGGAAAGAACACUCAAUACCGGCCAUAGGGCUCGGGGAUCCGAAGGAAGACCCGAGACUCGGCCGGCCGGACACGGAUCCGAAUCCGGAUCCGAUUAUGAAGCCGGUCAAUCCGGCGCAUACGGAGAUUUUGUUUAAACCGAAACCGUUCUUUGGGCGAUUGGUGUAUAUUAAGAAUAGGGAGAAGAUUAAACCAGAGGACAGAUAUUAUUUCGCCGAAACAAGCGGUUGGGACUAUGGCUGGCGUCUCAAGGACACGCCGUUCGGCCGUGCCGCGCCGCCGCAGCACGGCAAGGUGAACCGUCUGUUCCGCGAUCAGAUGAGCUGCGUCGGCCCGCAGCCGGACCCCUACUAUUAUACGGAGCCGGUGAAAAGUAUGAUGGGGCCUUGUGGUGCCUGA
Molecule: messenger RNA, 692 nt
Organism: Cydia amplana
Lineage: Eukaryota; Metazoa; Arthropoda; Insecta; Lepidoptera; Tortricidae
Exons: 3
Coding region: 9-692 (227 amino acids)
Source: RefSeq, a predicted model, not a curated record